Pleuronectes platessa (European plaice) is the source of this 1778-nucleotide messenger RNA. Its product is annotated as arrestin domain-containing protein 2. The transcript has 6 exons. The coding region runs from base 43 to 1056 and encodes 337 amino acids. Lineage: Eukaryota; Metazoa; Chordata; Actinopteri; Pleuronectiformes; Pleuronectidae. Gene Ontology annotation, biological process: protein transport. Gene Ontology annotation, cellular component: plasma membrane; cytoplasm. The record is from RefSeq and is a predicted model, not a curated record.
UUGUAAGAGGACGUAAUGACCCAGUGCUGCGUACCGUGACAAAUGUCUCCGAUAAAGGACUUCUCUUUUACAUAUGAAGCUCUCAACCCAGAUAUCUUCUUCUCCGAGGGCGACACCAUCACAGGCACUGUGACUGUGACUUUGACUAAAGACACCAAGGUCAAGAGCAUCUCCGUCAAAGCCAAAGGGGAUGCGUGGGUCCAAUGGAUGGAGGCAGACGAAGAGAGUGUGGUAAUAAUGCACCGCAUGACCAAGAGAUAUUUCAAAGUGAAACGAUACCUGGUCUCAGAAACUUCCAAAGGUAAAUAUAAUUACACUGUACUUCCCCGAGGAGUCAAUCACUUGAAGUUCACUCUUACAAUCCCCCUGGUGGACUUGCCAUCAUCGUUCAAGGGGCCGCAUGGACAGAUCGUUUACAGGCUCGAGGCUAAGCUGUCCAGGUCCUGGCACUGGCCUUUAAGACGACAAUGCGAGAUAAAGUUUUUUUCAAAGUCGCUCCAACACCUUGACCAAGUAGUGAUGUAUGAAUCAGUGAACACAGACCUGGGUAUUAUUUCAAGGAGAAUGGUCAAAAUGCUUGCGAUUGUCGACAGACUGAUUUACUCUCCAGGUGACACUGUGUCAAUUUCUGUCAAUAUCAACAACUCCUCUUCCAGACGAAUAAAGCCCAAAGUCAUUUUACGGCAGAUAACAGUGUACAGCACCGGAAUCUCUGAUAAAACUUGUGUCACAAUUCUAUGCCGAAUGGUUGGGAAAAAGAUCACUAAGAAAUCAGAGGAAAUGGUGACCUUCCAGUUGAGGAUUCCUGAUGAUGCCAACUACACCCUCACGAACUGUGAGCUUGUCUCAGUUCAAUAUUACCUCAAGGUGUAUUUGGACAUCAGCAAUACUAAAGACCCAGAGGUGGAGUUUCCACUGGUCAUCGCUCCCUCUUCCGUGGCUAACGCAGUGCUUGGAGAGGCUGUGGAGACGAACCCAGCUGGUGCCCCUUGGGGGUCAAGCUAUAGCGACCUCUCUCCCUCUGCUUUACCUGACGAAAGUGAUACAUGGACGUAAUAACAAUCAGUGGCCAUACAACUAUGCUUCUCCAUACAGUCUUUCACGCGCGUCCUUCCUCUGAUGAUGUUGCUCAUUCUAAGAUACAACUGUCCUUUACUGCUCCUUCAGAAUAGUAAUAAUCAGAGUAAUAAUUUACUGGCAAUUAGAACUCAGGGAAUCCAGAAAACUAAAACUCAGGGAGAAAAGUAGAGUAAAGAGGGAACAGAAGUCUCUCAAGAGUUCACAGGGGCGGACUCAUGAUACAGAAUUUGGUUUAGGGAAUGAGGAGGGAACAACCUAGAUAUUUUCACUUGGUCCUGAACUUUUAAUUUGGAUCUUUAUUUAUUCAUGCACAACUUAAACAUAUUUAUUUCACUCAACUUAUAUUCUUCUAUAAAAAUAUGGUUUUCAUAGGCAAACUGAACCUGACGUGUUGCAGACACAACAUAAGAAUUGCAGGCAAAACGGGAUCUGUAAGAUACAGAUACAGUUUAAUUAUUAUAUAAACAAAGAUUUACUCUCCAGGUAAAGUCAGUGCAGCUCACCUAUAACCAAGCGUCAUGUUGUUAGUCAUUAGACCUUAUAUCAGAUAUUUGCAGCUUUGCACAUUGUUUCAUCGCUCAGUUGGAUGGAAGUUGUUCAGGUAUUAAUAUAAGUGUGAUUACCGCGUCCCCAAAAAUUCAAAUUAUUUGUAUAUGUACAGGGUAUCGUGUAAUAAACUACUGUUCAAUUAUUGACAA